Pneumocystis carinii B80 is the source of this 743-nucleotide messenger RNA. RefSeq lists its product as hypothetical. Lineage: Eukaryota; Fungi; Ascomycota; Pneumocystomycetes; Pneumocystales; Pneumocystaceae. The transcript is spliced from 6 exons. The coding region runs from base 41 to 670 and encodes 209 amino acids. Gene Ontology annotation, biological process: mRNA splicing, via spliceosome. Gene Ontology annotation, molecular function: RNA binding. The record is from RefSeq and is a predicted model, not a curated record. Gene Ontology annotation, cellular component: U2 snRNP; precatalytic spliceosome; catalytic step 2 spliceosome.
UUCAAGUUUAUUUAAGAGAUUAUAUAUAUAUAUAAAGAUAAUGAAUAUAGUCCGAGAAAUUGCUCGAAUUAAUGAAGCUCAGAUUGGGGCAUCAGAAUCAGAAUCAUGGCAUGCUCAAUAUAAAGAUAGUGCGUAUAUUUAUAUUGGCGGUUUACCAUAUGAAUUAACAGAAGGCGAUAUUAUUUGUAUUUUUAGCCAAUAUGGGGAGCCAUUGGAUAUAAAUCUUGUGCGAGACAAAAAAACGGGAAAAUCUAAGGGAUUUUGUUUUUUAAAAUAUGAAGAUCAACGUUCAACAGUUCUUGCAGUUGAUAAUAUGAAUGGAACAAAAGUUCUUGGAAGAAUAUUGAGAGUCGAUCAUGUUUCGAAUUAUAGGCAUCCUAAACAAAAUAAUGAUGAUGAAGAAUCCGGAAAAUUGGGAAUGAAUGCAGCACCACCAAUUUUGUAUGAAAAUCUACAAAAAACAAAAGAAGAAUCAGAUGAAGAUGAUUAUGCUAAAGGAAUCGAUAUAAAUGAUCCAAUGCGUUCAUACAUUAUAAAAAAGCGUAAAAGGGAAUCAAAAAAAGUGAAAAAAAGUAAAAAAAGUCAUUCAGAUGAAGAAAAUCGAAACGGUUAUAGAAAUCAUCAGAAAAAUGAUGAAAGUAAACAUAAAAAGGAUAGAAACAAUAAAUAACUCAAUAUUUUAAUACUGGAAUGGGAUCUUUUUUAAUACUUUCAAAUCAAUCUAUUUAAAAAGUAAACAUAAA